Molecule: messenger RNA, 4988 nt
Organism: Onychostoma macrolepis
Lineage: Eukaryota; Metazoa; Chordata; Actinopteri; Cypriniformes; Cyprinidae
Gene: add1
Product: adducin 1 (alpha)
Exons: 18
Coding region: 183-2756 (857 amino acids)
Biological process (GO): positive regulation of establishment of endothelial barrier; barbed-end actin filament capping; positive regulation of adherens junction organization
Cellular component (GO): focal adhesion; adherens junction; cytoskeleton
Molecular function (GO): actin filament binding
Source: RefSeq, a predicted model, not a curated record
GCCUCUUCACCUCAGCGACUCUAGAGCGCCGCGCCCCAGAGACGAGUACAGAGAGAAACAAACGGUUGCAGAAAGAAACAGUGAAUAAAAUCCCUCUAACGGAGAAAAACCUCACGCUCCCCGUCUGUCCCCGAGUCGCUGUCCAUUCCAAUCGCACAUCAAGACCCAAAUAAGCGUGUGUGAUGAACGGAGACUCAGGUGCAGGGGUGGUGACGGCCCCCCCGCCCACCAAUCCCCCUCAUAAGGAGCGUUAUUUCGACCGAGUGGACGAGAGCAGCCCGGAGUACCAGAGAGAGAGGAACAUGGCACCGGAUCUGCGGCAGGACUUCAACAUGAUGGAGCAGCGCAAGAGAGUCUCCAUGAUCCUGCAGAGUCCAGCGUUUUGUGAUGAGCUGGAGUCUCUGAUCCAGGAUCAGAUGAAGAAGGGGAAAAACCCCACCAGUUUGCUUGCGCUGCAGCAGAUCGCUGACUUCAUGACCACUAGCGUCCCCACCAUGUACCCUGCCGGCCCGCAGGGAGGAAUGGCGGCCCUCAACAUGAGUUUGGGGAUGGUGACUCCAGUGAAUGAUCUGAGAGGUUCGGACUCCAUCGCUUAUGAGAAAGGAGAGAAGCUCUUGCGCUGUAAACUUGCUGCGUUUUACCGCCUGGCUGACCUUUUUGGCUGGUCUCAGCUCAUCUACAACCACCUGACUGUCCGGCUGAACUCUGAGCAGGAGCGUUUUCUGAUUGUCCCUUUCGGGCUUCUGUACAGUGAAGUCACUGCCUCCAGUUUGGUGAAGAUUAACCUGCAGGGGGAGAUCGUAGACAGAGGCAGCACUAAUCUGGGAGUAAAUCAGGCUGGAUUCACCCUUCACUCCGCCAUCUACGCUGCCCGACCGGACAUCAAGUGCAUAGUGCACAUUCACACGCCCGCUGGCGCCGCGGUGUCUGCUAUGAAGUGUGGUCUGCUGCCCAUUUCACCCGAGGCUCUGUCGCUGGGCGAGGUGGCAUACCACGAUUACCACGGUAUACUUGUGGACGAGGAGGAGAACGUCCUCAUACAGAAGAACCUGGGUCCUAAGAGCAAGGUGUUGAUUUUAAGGAAUCACGGUCUGGUGUCUGUUGGAGAAACAGUUGAAGAGGCAUUUUACUACAUUCACAACCUGGUCACAGCCUGUGAGAUUCAGGUGCGCACCCUCGCCAGUGCAGGGGGUCCUGACAACCUGGUGAUGUUGGACCCAGGCAAGUAUAAAUCCCGCCCACGCCACCUCGAGCCGGUUGGAGACGGGUCGAGUUCGCACCCGAAGUGGCAGAUCGGGGAGCAGGAGUUUGAGGCUUUGAUGAGGAUGCUGGAUAAUCUGGGCUACAGGACUGGUUAUCCAUACCGUUGCCCGGCGCUGCGCGAUAAAUCUAAAAAGUACAGUGAUGUUGAGAUUCCCCCGUCAGCCACGGGCUACUCAUACGCAGAGGACAGUGACUCGGGUGCACGCUCCCCGUUAAAGCACAGCUUUCAGCGGCAGCAGCGGGACAAGACCCGCUGGCUAGCCGCCGGGCGGCCCGACGAAUCAGCAGAAGAGGGGCAGGAUGGCAGCGGUAGCCCCAAGGCGAAGACUAAGGUGUGGACGAACAUAACACACGAUCACGUCAAACCCUUGCUGCAGUCUCUCUCGUCCGGUGUCUGCGUGCCAAGCUGUAUUACCAACUGCUUGUGGACUAAGGAGGACAGUCUCCGACAGGCAGCUGUGGCCAAUCAGUUUGUCCCGAUGAACACCAACCCCAAAGAAGUCCAAGAGAUGCGCAACAAGAUCCGUGACCAGAAUCUGCAGGACAAAAAGACGGCAGGUCCUCAGUCGCAGGUGCUCUCAGGUGCCGUGGUGGACCGUUCGUAUGUCCAGAGAGUGACUAUAUGGCACGACGCUCCUCUCUCUGACUGUACGGACUCUAUUGAUGGCAUUGACCCUUCAGGGAGCUUUAGUCCCUCUAGGUCUAUUCGAAAGGGGGAGCUAGUGACCGCGUCUAAAGCCAUCAUUGAGAAGGAGUACCAACCACGUGUCGUCGUCAGUAAAACUGGACCAAACCCCUUCAACAAGCUCACAGACCAGGAGCUGGAGGAGUAUCGCAGGGAAGUGGAGCUCAAGCAGAAGGGCCCAGAAGCACAGGUCGAGGAGUUGUCCUCGGCCCCCGAAGAAGCCCAGACUCCAGGCGUCACAUCCACGCAGGAAAAUGAGGAUCCGCAGGCCACCGCGGCCCCUCCACCGUCCAUAAUCGAAUCGGGCCGCUCAUCGGGUCAGGACAGUCCGGCGGAUGCUCCAGGAUCCCCUCAUAAGGAGUUUCACUCCGCUGUGCUAAAAGCUCUGGGCUGUGACGCGGAGUCUGAGCAUGACGUGCCGUCUGCAGGUCAGACACCAGAGGUUGAAGAGGGGAAAGUCCCCAGCGCCACCUGCACUCCUCCCAGCUCACCUAUGCGCGUAGAGGAAGAGAUACAACAGGAACAGACGUUCAAAGACGAGAGUGACUCCGCCACUUUAAGACAGACCCUCCCUGAUCUGACCCCCGAUGAAGCCUCCGAAGUCGCCGCCCUCCCCGCAGAAGACCCCGCCCCUGGACAGACUGACUCCGCCCCUCAGCCUGAGGGGGAGGAGCCUGUCGCCGGGGACGAUGCGGCUGGUGAUCACGGCAGCGACGAAUCGCCCAACAAAUCCCCGUCAAAGAAGAAGAAAAAGUUUCGCACCCCGUCGUUCCUAAAGAAAAACAAAAAGAAGUCUGAAACCCAGUGAGGAAGCUUUGCUCAGGCGUUCGGCAAUACCUUUUCUUUAAAUCGAUUUGUUUUUGUACUGUGUUCACAUUUAGUGUGUCGAUCUUUUUAUUAAAGCCUCAUAUUGUUUUUAUUCUUUUAAUAAAUGCUGGCUGAAGUGCACUUUAAAGUGCAGCUCGUUAAGCAUGUUCAACACGCAUCUGUUUUUACAAAGAAAAUCUCAAUCUGAAUACAAUAACCACUAUAAUGUAUUGGAAAUGUAUCGAAUGUUAUUGUUAGAGGUAAAGAAUUGAUGAAAGAGUUCCUCCUGGUGUUCAAUUAAAAUCUUUGCUCUGCUGCAUGUUUAUGAUUUUUCAGAUCACAUCUAUAAACAUCUUUAAAAAAAAAAAAAACCUGGAGUGAAAUGCCUAAUAUAAUCAUAACAUCUCACAGAGUGUAAAACAUGCUUAUGAUAAUAUUCUGAUACAGUGCAGAUAUGUGUUUCGGAUGGAAAUUGAAUGAGUUUUUGAAAUGGGUGAAUCUCACAAAACCUGUUUAUCACACAUUUCAGCCCGAAGUCGAAGCAAAGAAGUCAUUUUUUGUUUUAUUUAAAGAAAAUGAAGCCUUUAUUGUGAUAUUUUCAUAACAAAUAAGCACACUUGCCUCACAAUUAUCUGCUAAAUACAUGUUUUUAGCAGGAAAUCAAGGAGAAUUGGGGUCAAAAUGUGUGUAAUUGCUAUGAAAAUAAUGUUGUAAUGCAAAAUCUCUGACUGAUUUCAAACUUCAUUUUCUUAAUGCAAAAAAAACCUAUAUUUUGUUUUUGUUUUUCAAUGAAAUGAUCAUUUUGUGACAUUUGUCUGUGUCUGUCUCUAAACGUCUCUUAUUGUAAUAUACUAAACACAAACAGCUUUCCCCUUCAUGUAAAGGUUGUUUCAAAACUAGCUGUGACUUUUACCCGGCAGUAAUAUGAAUCACUUAUGUUUGCUUUUGCUUUUAUAUAUAUAUAUAUAUUUAGUUAUUUUUAGCUCUAGGUUGUUUAGUUUCAUUCAAACACGUCAGUAAGUUGACGACACUGUUGUAAAUGACACUAUUGAACAUGCUGUGUAGUUAAUCACACAGACUCCAUUAUUAAAGUUUCAAACAGCCUCUGAUGAUGAUUUAUAUGCGUGUUCUGGAUUAGUUUGCAGACGUGUGGCGUGUUUUCAUACAGAUGCUCAAACAUGCACUCCUCGGUGUGUGUUUAUAGAAACACUGUGAAAAUAUUCACUCAACCAUCCUGAACAACCACAAAGAAACACGCUUCGAAAUUAAUGUUUGAAUACAGCAUCUCUGAGUGAAUCUCACAAAGAAAUGUCCAAUUCAUAUUUCAGCCCAAAUUUAGAGGAAAAAAAUGAAUGUUGCAUAAAUUAAAUAAGGAUCUUAUUUUGCAUGCAUAUAUAAUAUCCUCGGAAAUAGUUGUUUAUUAUAAUUAGCAUAAAUUUAGUGCAAUAAAUGCUAUAUAUAGGCAAUACUUGCAAAAAUAUGAUAUACUUUUUCUGUUUCAGUAAUGGGAUUGUUUUUAUGUUUUUGGUCUGGUUCAUGUUUUAUCCCAAAUUUAAAAGAAAAACAUUAGUUUUCUAUUAAAAUUGUCUAUUUUCAGGACCCUUAAGUUUCAUACAAACUGUAAUGAAAAUAUUUUUUCAUUAUGGUAAAGAUAUUUUGCAGGGAAGAUAUGCAAAAAAAAUUAGGAUUAAUUUUCAUUUUCAUUCUUUUGAUUUGCCGUUGAAUUGUGACUUGUACGUUUCUUUACAGAUUUUGUGAGAUUCGUCUGUUGUUGACUAACCUGUGCAGUAUACGAUCAGUUCUCUUUAAUAUGAUUGUAACAAAUUGCUGUUGAGUUUAACACAUAAAAAGGCAGAAAGGAGUGAAAUACUAACCUAAUCUUUAAUUUUUGAUGGUGCAAAUAGCUUUUGGCUUGUACAGAUAUGAAUUCUGGACCAAUGUGAAGCCGGCAGUGCAGUUUGAGUUUGGUUUAGACACUAUAGAGUCUGACUAACAGUCAUAACACGAGCGUUUGCUGAAGGACUGCAUGGCAUUAUGGGCUUCUAGCUUGUGUUGUUCGUCCUUUGCACUGUUGAUCUUCUCAGCUGUUCUUCAUUUUUAGUUUCUGUUGAAUCUCUAAAUGCUGUUCUUUUUCCCCAGAGUAAUUGUAUGUAAUACAAUUUUAAAACCACAAUUCUUUUUUCAUGGUACUGUUUAUUUUGCCACCAUGAAUAAAACUCCAUCUUUAAAAAUC